This is a messenger RNA of Gasterosteus aculeatus aculeatus (three-spined stickleback), 2909 nucleotides long. Lineage: Eukaryota; Metazoa; Chordata; Actinopteri; Perciformes; Gasterosteidae. The record is from RefSeq and is a predicted model, not a curated record.
AGAUGUAGUAGAAAAGGGGGGUCGCGUGUGCACCUUCUCUUUGUCUUGCAGAGGGUUGCGUGGGAUUCGAACGAAAGGAAGAACAAAAGUGAUUUCAGCUUCAAAUCUGUCUGGGAUUUUUUUCUCACGAGGAAGUCUUUUGUGAUUUUUUAGUGAUUUUCUGGAGAACAUUUUGGACAUGAAACCACAGGCAGAUAUCUCCACUGCUGAUGCUCAAUUGUAAGGAACUCAAAAGGAUUCCAAUGGGAAAAAGUCAACUGUCUUGAAGAUUUUUUAUUCUUGAAAAAGCCUUUGAAUUACUUGUUAUUGUCACGAGGGACUUCUAAGGCUGCGACAACCGGAAGGUUUUUCAUGUUGACUCUUGGGCAAUAAUUGCAAUCGUGGUUGUUCCAUUGAAAUAUAUAGAUGCAUUCAACCAACUCAUCUCAGACUUCAUCUCAGACGCUACUUCUGUUUCAUUUAAUGAAGUGUGAUGUAUAAAAAGUGAGCCAACCGUUGAGGUGCAAUGCAAUGAGUCAUUUCUCUAAUUCUUAUAAUUAUUCAACAUUGAAUAUCGUCGGCUUCUGCUUCUUAGUCCAGCCGGAGAGCGACUGAGAGGAGAAAAUAUCAUUCUAAUCCUUCUAUAUAAACCUAAAGAAAAAGACCCCCCCGCGCCCAUCACUACCUGUUGAUUGACAGCUAUUUAACCUCCAAACACAAACCAGAAGUGGGAGAAAAUAAGACGUGAAGAUGGCACUGAAAGACGGAGGAAAAGAGCAGUGGCGCGUUAAAACCGGGGACCAUCUGGGGGCCAAAGCCGUAGCGGGGGCCCCUGCGGCAGGCGGAGGAGUGGUGGUGGAGGUCAGGGAGAAGAAGGGACCUCUGCGGGCCGCGAUACCCACAAUGCCCUUCCCUCUGGCCGUCAUCUGUCUGUUCCUGAACACCUUCAUACCUGGACUCGGUACCUUCAUCUCGGCCUUCGCGGUGCUGUGCGGCGCUCGCAACGAGCUGAUCUCCGAGCGAGGGGUUUGUUGCGUGUUCUGGCUCAACGUGGCGGCGGCCCUCAUCCAGAUCCUGACAGCCGUGGUCAUGGUCGGAUGGAUCAUGAGCAUCUUCUGGGGAAUGGACAUGGUCAUCCUGGCAAUUUCUGAUGGCUGCAGAGACCAGAGUCUUCCUCAGGACGUCUGAGAGGCACAGGGACCCCCCUCCCCCCCCUUCAUCUAUGUGAUGACCAGCAGCUUUCUGUCCAUUCAAAAUGAAUCAUCCACGUGGGGGGAAAAGAAAGGACUGAGAAUACAUUUACAUUUGAUUUAAAAGGAUAAAAACGAGGAAAAGGAGAAAAAAAUGUGGUUACAAGACAAAAAAAUGUUGUUGUUUUUUGGUGAAUUAUAACUUUAUGUGAGAAACACGCAACAUGUUUCCUACAUGACGGGGUGGAGGAGGUGAAGGACGAAGGAGUGUGGGAGAAAAUGAAGGUGUUGAUUUGCAUUGUUUAUUCAACAACAUAAAGUCAUAUGUAACUUCACUCACUGAACCAGAAGUCGACCGCCCCGUGCACAAGUCACUCUACCAGAGCAGCUCUUUGGGACGCUGAGGACAUCUUCUCCAUCUCCAGCGCCGCACGAAAUCAUGCGCACUUCACACGAAAUCCGCCGGAGACACGAGUCAUCACGCCGAUGACGUUCUCAGAAUAUUCAGCAGCGUGAUCGGGAUUUGCGAUCUGACGGAUCAGCCGACGCGGUUGUUUUGUAGCUGUGGUAUUUUAGCGUUUUACUGUGACAGCAAACACAUCUUUAACACGCCGCGUCUCAGCGCCGCUCACGAGGCGCGCGUCACCCUAAAAUCACAGCGGCUGCGUGAGAAAUGAAUCGCGCCUUCUGGCGCGUCGGCGUCGGAGGGAUAUUACACGUUAUUAGAACAUGGAAUCCAAUAAACAAUAUGCCGCUCCGGGGAACCGCACUCAGUAUGAACCUUUGAUAUUCCACUGGUUUUAAAGGUCAGAAAUGAGCCAUUUUCUCAUCCAACCAGAACUACGUGAAAAAACGUCAUGAACUGGUUCUACAAGAAGUGGAAAAUUCCCAUUAAGAGAUUUGAUUCAUUAAAAGAAAGAACACAGGUUCUUCAGUCAAUGUUGUGUGUGUAAAUUGUGUAUGUAAAUGAAAUGUAUCAUUAUAAUUAUAUCGAUGUUUGGGUGUUUGGGUGAUUUUCAUAUCAUGAACUCGGUUCCGUCCAUUGUGACUCCAUCACAAACCUGCAACGCACAGAAGUCGCCUUGGAACUGAUGAUCCAAACGAAGCUUUUCCCCUGACGCCUCAUCGGCGUUCGCCUGGAUUGUUUCCCAGAAAGAAAAAAAAACGGAGAAUCAGGAGAACAAGAGAAUCGAACCACGAUAACGGAAAGUGGAUCGAAACCAGUGCGUCGAGUUCACAGGAAGCUCAGUUGCUGCUGAAAAGACUCCAACUGGAGCCGCUGAUCGGAGCCCUUAAAACUCCAGUUGUGCCUCGAUCAAUUAUUCAAUGUUCCUACCCAACUUUCUCAUCUUUUUUUCUGUACCGACUACGAUGCCAAUGCUGUUUUCCGGUGAACCUCUGUGGGUUUUAAUAGUCUUCACCUUCUUUGCCAAAUGCCUUUUUUAGGAGCGCUGCUGGAUGACGACGUGUGUGUGUGUGUGUGUGUGUGUGUGUGUGUGUGUGUGACACAGAUGGUGAUGGCGAUGUGUUGAUGUUCUUUGCCUCACGCACCGGCGGCGCUUUGCCAGGCGUUUGUGUAGCCGGCGGUGCUGAUUUGCUUCGUGUGGGUCCGGGUGCAGCUUGUAGAGCUUUAUUGGACACUUGGGUGUAACGAUGGUGACGUUGUGCCGGCUUCUAACAUUGUGGCUUGAAACUGUGACUUUGGCUGAAUCAUUAAUAAAAACGUAUUUCUGAAUACGG